Messenger RNA from Aspergillus calidoustus, 1476 nucleotides. Lineage: Eukaryota; Fungi; Ascomycota; Eurotiomycetes; Eurotiales; Aspergillaceae. The record is from the annotation of a GenBank genome assembly.
AUGAUCCGCCACGCAUCAACCUUUCUGGCCCUUGCCUCUCUGCCAUUAUGGGCUUUCGCAUCCACCGUCGAAUAUUCCAUUCCGUGCAACCCUCCUCAGAAUGCAGCCCCUUUGGACUCUGCUCCCAUUGGACUCUCAUUCGAGUUCUAUAUGUGGCCAUCAUACAUGACCAACAUCACCCCGCCGAUGCAGUGCGCCGAGCGCCUGUCGGACCUGUAUGGACGGGUGAUGCCCAUCCGAAUCGGGGGUACUACACAGGACAGAGCUACGUACGAUCCGGACUUUGACGGUUACGUCUCCUACGUAAACGAGGACCCGCUCGUGGCCCCAAUGGAGUUGACGUAUGGACCGAAGUUUUGGGAUCUUAUCCCGGAGUAUGGCGGCGAGGUAAUUCUAGGAUUUAAUCGGGGCGAUAACAAUCGUUCCAACACGUUCGCAGCGGUUGUCGAGGCCAAGAAGAGGGCACUGAGCAACCUUGCCGCAAUUGAACUCGGAAACGAGCCAGAUGUCUACAACAUGUGGAACAAAAGCAUCGUCGUCCCCCCUUGGAACGCCAGCCAGGAGGGAGCCAGCGCUGCCGACUGGGCGCAGGAGUUCCUCAACAUCUGGGAACAGCCUUUGCCCAUCCUGGCCGCAGGCUCCUACGCGGCGACCAUCCCCAGCAUGCCAGACUGGCCAAAUAUCCCCUACCUCAUCGAGACGGCCUUCAAUGACUCCGUCAAGGCCGGCGUCAAGAUGUACUCGGGUCAUUUGUACGCUGCGCCCCCGAACGAAACGGACCUGAAAGGGGAGAUGAAUCAUGUCAAGACCGUCGCGGAUUUGUCGGUCUUCAAAAAAUCCAUUGCCCUGUCACACGGCGAGGGAAGGCCGUUUAUUCUUGGUGAAACAAACUUCCAUCCAUACGACGUCCAUAUGGAUGAGACAUUCGGAGCUGCACUAGCAACUCUGGAUCGGUCCAUGCGUGCCGUCACCAUCGGGAUACAGCGCCUCUUCUUCCACCAGGGCACAAUUAAUCAAGCUCUUUUCAACUGGUGGUCCGACAACCAGAUCAACGCACCGUUCUACGGUGGGUAUAUGGCAGUGCAGGCACUCGCGGGAGGAACUAGCAUCGUUGAACUAGACCAGGGCGACUCUUCCUUUGCAGUGUACGUGGUUUACAGCGGUCGGCGGGCGUCUAAAGUCCUUCUUAUUAACACAGAGUAUUACACCGAGGGCGUGCGUCCUAGGACGGACUUUAUAUUGAGCGGGCUGUCAACCUCUCGUGUCACGGCUGUUCGAUUGACGGCUGAGUCAAGCGAGGUUGUCACUACCAAGGAGCAAACAAAGGGCAGCCCGCGCCCCACCCUGGGAGGUCAAUGGUUCUCCAAUACCGACUGUUCGUCCAAGGGCGCUCAAAAGCUUGAAACUUCGCGCGUUACAGGUGGCAAAGCUACAUUCUCAUUGAAGGCGUCCGAGGCAUUGUUGGUGUAUUUGUAG